CUAGGCGAUAUUUUUUCCACCUAGAUAAUGAAUGAUAUUUCCUAAUUUGUAUAAUUUUUUACUUUUUAAUAUCAAAGAAAUUUUCAAGAAAAGUCCUUAUUGUUCUAUAAGUGAAAAAGUUUCAUAUGAUAAAAAAAUAAAGAAUGCAAUUUUGCCUUAUCAAUUAUGUCAUGUAAUGCGGGUGAUGCGGAUGAUUUUGACGCGCGUUUUGAUUAUAUAAUAAACUUUUUUCUUUUUCAUUUAGUGGAGGUGAUUUAAUAGAAAUUUACUUUUUUUAUUCAAGUAUAAAAAAUA
This is a messenger RNA of Rhizophagus irregularis DAOM 181602=DAOM 197198, 294 nucleotides long. The record is from RefSeq and is a predicted model, not a curated record. NCBI's taxonomy places the organism in Eukaryota, Fungi, Glomeromycota, Glomeromycetes, Glomerales, Glomeraceae.